UUGUUAGAAUUAUGUAAACCAAUUAACGGGGGGAGGAGAGAGAGAGAGAGAGAGAGAGAGAGUCCUCUCCCUCCCUCCCUCACACACAUCUUCACGCCAUAUAUGACAUUACUCCACACUCUUCGACGUCUCUCUCGCUCUGCUCGUCUGACGCGCAGCUGCGCUCUCUCUCCCUUCUCUCUCUCCUCUCUCUCCCCUCUCUCUCCUGUCCCUCUCUGUUGUCUCACCUCUCUUCCUCUGGUGCGCAUUAUACGCACACGGUGCCAAGUGAAGCGCGUCUGCAGUAAAAAUCCACGAUUACUACUAGAAAAAAAGCAACAAAACAAUUAAUAUUUUCUACAUUUACUUUUGGACGUCGGUGAGCCAUACCUCACAUCAUUAACAUACAGACCAAGUGGUAUGGACUACGGACGCACCGGCUUUUUAUUCUGGCGUUUUAGUUCGUAAAACCCAAAUUAACAUCUUUGCUGCUUAAUCUGAAGUCGGAAAAACAAACCCACAUGGAUCUUGUUGUGAGAAAUGAGACGUUUACUUUCCUCGACUGCGUCGGAGCGAUGCGUAAAGAUAGCGCUGAUGGGAACGGAAGCUUGGAGACAUCCAACAUCACAUGUGGAAACAUUUUCCCUCUGCUAAUACCUGACCGCCUAAGACAAAAGGAUGACGACCACACUCUGAGGAUCCUGCUCUACUCGCUCAUCUUCUUCCUCAGCGUGUUUGGAAACCUGCUGAUCAUCGUAGUGCUGACCGUCAACAAGCGCAUGCGCACGGUGACCAACACUUUCCUGUUGUCCCUGGCCAUCAGCGACCUGAUGAUGGUGGUCUUCUGCAUGCCCUUCACCCUCAUCCCGAAUAUCCUCCAGGACUUCAUCUUUGGUGCCACCAUGUGCAAGAUCAUGUCCUACCUCAUGGGUAUUUCAGUCAGCAUAUCCACAUUCAGCCUGGUUGCCAUCGCAAUUGAGCGCUACAGCGCCAUCUGUAAUCCCCUGAAAUCACGGGUAUGGCAGACCAGAUCCCAUGCAUACCGAGUGAUUGCUGCCACAUGGGUGGUGGCCUUCAUUAUCAUGAUCCCUUAUCCAAUUGUCACCCACUUGAAAUCGUUUCAACGCUCUGAUAACACCACGGUACACCAGUGUCGUCACAGCUGGCCCCUCCCAGUGGCAGAGCAGACCUGGUACAUUCUGCUCCUGCUUGUGCUGUUUGCAAUCCCCGGGGUGGUGAUGAUUGUAGCUUAUGGACUGAUCUCCAGGGAACUUUACAAAGGCAUCCGGUUCGAGAUGGGCCAUAAAAAAGACUCUCCAGAUGUGAAGAAUGGCCUCAGCCCUACCAUGUCCAAUGGCAGUGAUGAUGGGGACGGUUGCUACGUUCACAAGGUCCAACGGCCACAUUCUGUGGAGAUGACCACCAUGGCUUCAUCGGGCAGAGUAGUUAAAGCUGAGCAGCUAAGAAGCAACACUUCUGAGGCCAAAUUUGAGGCUAAAAAGCGAGUCAUCCGUAUGCUGGUGAUUAUCGUGGUUCUCUUCUUUCUCUGCUGGAUGCCGCUUUACUGUGUCAACACAUGGCGAGCUUUUAAUAAAGCCUCUGCCAACCGUGCUCUCACAGGAACCCCGAUCGCGUUCAUUCACUUGUUGUCUUACACCUCGGCCUGCGUCAAUCCAAUCAUCUACUGCUUCAUGAACACGCGUUUCCGCAAAGCUGUUGUCGCCACAUUCUCAUGCUGCGCCGGCCCGUGUAACCGCCGCCGUUGUCGUGGGCUGCGGGACAACGAGGAAGACGUUAUAGCAACGGCGGCGUCCAUGUCUAAGUUCAGUUACACCACAGUCAGCACCACGGCGGCCUGCUGAGGAGUUUCAGAGACAACGCCUCGGAGCUGCCGACACAUGUCAUCAGUGGAGGUGACUUCCUUUGGUUCGCACCCCUGCUAAUGUGUGUGUUAUCCGAGUGCACAGUAUCAAGCUGAUAAGGAUACUCCUACUGUGGCCACCCCUAAACACAGGAGCAAAAGGUGAUUACCAGCCAGGAAUCUAAAACGUUGGAAAUGUGGCGCACAAGGACCGAGGUCGUGAAGAUGUGGAGCCCGAAGGUCUCUCCAAGAAUCUCUUUCUAUGAAGAUCGCCAUGCAUCAAAGAAAAUGGACACGGCCGCUCGGUGUAUUACCAGAACGAGGAAGAGGACGUAGUGUGUGAGAGUGAGAGAGUGUGCAGUGGAAGACACAGAGGCAGGGAUUAUAUGGAGAAAAAUAAAUGACUCAGAUAUGUUGACAGGACCUGAAGGCCCCACGGCAGUAAACAAAAACACAGACUUAUUGUGGUACUUAGGUGGGGACUAGGGGACGACAAAGAGGCGUUUCCAUGGGACUGCUGGUGUGUUCAUCUCUAACUGACGCAUUCCCUUAUCUCCUGCCAGGGGAGAAACAAACACUGGCAGCUCCAACUGAGGGGAGUUUCCCUGGAAGUGUUUGAGAUGCACGUAGAAACAACAGCGAUCUAAUUGAAUUUCAGGGUCAGAGCCACAUGAGUGCUGGGAGAGAGCCUUAAAGCCAAGCCACUUUUUUUAUUUAAAUUUUAAUCAAGGGCCAUGUACAAGGACCAUGUGCAUAGAAUUGAGAAUCUUUUCUAUUUUGUAUCCAUCUUCAGACUCAUUUUUAUGGCUAAUAUAAGGGAUAUUUUUAUUCUAUUUUUCCAAUAAAUUGGAGCUAUUUUUGGUUUGUGACUAACGUCUUCUUGUGCUAUUUGUUCAUUUCGUCUACAUUUGCAGUGAAUUUCUGUAGCAUAAUGGCAAUCUUUUAUAACAUUUUAUUUCAUUUUCUUAAAUUUGUAUCUAUUUUAGUCAACAAAAUAACUGGUUAUUACUAUCUGCUCUUUUUUUGGGGGGGGAGGGUGGUUCAGCUUUACGCACUGUUCCUUCUUCCCGAUUGCGAUUAGCAGAGUCUGUGUCCUAUUUUGUGAUGACUGCUGCCAUCUGAUACAUUACCUUGACCUAUCAUGUGUGUUUAAAGCUACUUUAGCACAUAAACGCCAGGAGAGAAAUUAAAUGGUGGCUUAACUGGAUAGUCCUGCAGAAACAGACAGUGACAGAGGAGAGGUGAUUGAAUUCACAGAGAGGCACUGGGAGGGGACAAACAGCGGGGAUCUGUGUGGACAGGUCUGUAAUUGAAGGGAAGGAAAGGACCUUAACCCAGAUCAGUAUCUAUCACUGCAGCUGCAAAACACAGAUCAACACCCAUAUAUUUUUCAGAAAAAAGGAGCGAGAGAGAAAACUGGGCCGGCAAAUGGGGAGAAAAUCCGCAGGGAGAAGGGAGAGAAGGAUGGGAGAGUGAUAAGGCGGCGGCAGAUACUGGACACAUGUGCAUGUGUGAUGUUUGUUUCACAGAACUCUGACACUGAUGGGAGAGAGACAAACAGGGAGAGGAUGUGAAAGUAACGGAGAGGGAGAAAGGACAUCAACAUGUUGAGACAGAGCCCUGGAGACACACCGCCAGAGAAGCAGAGAAUUAUGGGAGUGCAAAUUAAAUUACACCGGAAGGGACAGUCAGGUCUGGACCUGCAGGAAACACUGCACAUGGGGCUCCUUUGUGUGUGUGUGUGUGUGUGUGUGUGCCCUUAGGUACCAGAGAGAUAGCUUUUGUAACUGCUAUAUUUUUUCUUUUAUAUGUAUUUAGUAGAAAUACAGGAAAUGUAGACCGAUCACAGAAAGAGUUAAAAGUGUUUUUUUUUAGGAAUGACAAAGAAAAAAGGCUGGUGCUCCAACGACCGGUGUUGUGUUAUGAAGCUGCAGCAGAUUUUUAAGGGGGUAGUCAAAGAUGCAGCCUUCGACACCCUCUGUUACUGUAUAUCACAUGUACAUUAUGGAUGCAGUACACUUGGUCAGAGUGGUUAGGCAGAUUCAGGAAAACCAGUGAAUCACGACAGGGUCAGGUGUUUGGACAGUCUUUCUGAUGGUUGAUUCACCUUCUACUGGCUCUGCAGCAUGUGCAGUGAACACUGCAGAAAAGCUGCAGCUUUACCACUGACCAACAGCUGUGAGGAGACCACUGGGGCUACCAUGUUCAACAGGUUCUUCCUCAAAAGGUUAAAACUGAAUUCUUGGCAACAGUAAUACAAAGGCUACAACACCGUGAAUCCAGAAAUGUUCAGCUGAAGGCUCUGGAUGUAGAUACGGAGCUGGACACGUCCAAAAACAUGUCUGCAGGCGUUGAAAUAAACUCAGGCUGUCAGGGGUUGAUUGCAAAUGUUUUUAUACUUUACUAUUGUGCAAAUUUGAAACCAAAAUCUGUGAAUUUGGGAACAUUCUCCAUCUUUAAAGAGAGCUACACCCUUAUGAACUUUUUAUGAAAAGAAGUUGUACAUAAAGACAACUUAAUCAAACUUAAUCUUGAUUAAAAUAU
Cynoglossus semilaevis (tongue sole) is the source of this 4384-nucleotide messenger RNA. RefSeq names its product cholecystokinin B receptor b (gene cckbrb). Gene Ontology annotation, cellular component: plasma membrane. Gene Ontology annotation, biological process: neuropeptide signaling pathway. Gene Ontology annotation, molecular function: gastrin receptor activity; neuropeptide receptor activity. The coding region runs from base 501 to 1841 and encodes 446 amino acids. The record is from RefSeq and is a predicted model, not a curated record. Lineage: Eukaryota; Metazoa; Chordata; Actinopteri; Pleuronectiformes; Cynoglossidae. The transcript has 9 exons.